AUGAAAGGGAAUGUGGACUGGGACUCUGACAACAACAUUUGUGACACAGAUAACCAGGAGCUUCCUGCAGAGUUGCACUGUGAAGACGAAGAAACCUUUGAGACCUAUCACCAGAAACGAGGUGAGGGUACAGCUGGGAUAUUUGUCCCCUCCAGUACCGACUUUGACCUGCAGUAUGAAGAUAAACCUUUAGAGCCCUGUUCUUCUGAGCGGUCCAAUAAACCAUGGAGAAGAAUGCAUGACGAUAAUGAAAAUACUGUUCUUGCUGCUGUGUUUGAUGAGGACCUGGAGCCUGUCUCUGAGGAAGCUUUGUCAUAUCGGUGCAAGAAGUGUGGUUCCUCUUUCCAGGGUAUGAAAGAGCUGCAGGAACAUAAGCGAACUCACCUUGUGGAAAACUCCUACCGAUGUCCCAUCUGUGCCAAAGAGUUCUUCCGUGCGGCAAAUUUGCGAAUGCACAAGCUCAUUCAUUCUAGUGACAGGCCACACAAAUGUCCAGAGUGUGACAAGGGUUUCAUUCGCACGGCUGAUGUCUGGAGGCACCUACGCAAUGAAGACGACUAUAAACCUUAUGCCUGUCCAACGUGCGGCAAAAGUUUUGAUAAGCCUAACCUGCUUUCCAAACACAAAGUGAUCCACCGACAAGACAAGCCCUAUAAGUGCGAGGAAUGUGGCAUGGCGUUCAUCCAGCUGCUCAGGCUGAAAAGACACCAGCAGACUCACUCUGGGGAGCGUCCCUUCUAUUGCGAGGAGUGUGGAGGGACGUUCACCCGGCUGGCAUCGCUCCACCGCCAUCACCGCAUUCAUACUGGGGAGAAGCCCUACUCUUGCAGUUACUGUGGUCAUUCCUUCACUGAGUCAGGUACUCUACGGAGGCAUGAGCGCACACACAAAUUGGAUAAAUCUUAG
This is a messenger RNA of Pterocles gutturalis (yellow-throated sandgrouse), 906 nucleotides long. RefSeq names its product zinc finger protein 501-like. NCBI's taxonomy places the organism in Eukaryota, Metazoa, Chordata, Aves, Pterocliformes, Pteroclidae. The coding region runs from base 1 to 906 and encodes 301 amino acids. The record is from RefSeq and is a predicted model, not a curated record. The transcript has 3 exons. Gene Ontology annotation, molecular function: RNA polymerase II cis-regulatory region sequence-specific DNA binding; DNA-binding transcription factor activity. Gene Ontology annotation, biological process: regulation of transcription by RNA polymerase II.